Molecule: messenger RNA, 993 nt
Organism: Miscanthus lutarioriparius
Lineage: Eukaryota; Viridiplantae; Streptophyta; Magnoliopsida; Poales; Poaceae
Source: the annotation of a GenBank genome assembly
AUGUCAUCACCAGCAGCAAGGAGCAUCACCUGCUACUCCAAAAUUCCAGAGUUCUUGGUGGGCAAUAUCGGGCAGCCAAUGCCAGCAGUGGGGCUUGGCACAGCGUCACACCCAUUUGUGGCGGAGGACGUCAGGACCGCUGUGCUCACUGCGCUGGAGCUUGGCUACCGCCACAUCGACACUGCGGCACUCUACGCCUCUGAGCGCGUUGUCGGCGAGGCCAUGGCUGAGGCAGUGCGGCGCGGGGUUGUGGUGUCCAGGGAGGAGUUGUUUGUGACAUCCAAGGUGUGGUGCACACAAUGCCAUCCUGAGCUUGUGCUCCCGUCCCUCAAGGAGAGCUUGAUGAACCUUCAAAUGGAAUAUGUUGAUUUGUACCUGAUUCAUUGGCCCAUGGCUAUAAAGCCUAGCAAGCCUCAUUUCCCAAUGAAAAGGGAGGACAUUGUGCCGAUGGACCUUAGUGGUGUAUGGCAGGCAAUGGAGGAAUGCCAUCGACUUGGCCUUGCUAAAAUGAUUGGUGUUAGCAAUUUCACAACAAAGAAAUUGCAGGAGCUGCUUGCCAUUGCAAAAAUUCCCCCAGCUGUAAAUCAGGUUGAAUUGAAUCCCACUUGGCAGCAGAAAAAACUAAUUGAGUUCUGCAAUGACAAGGGUAUUCAUGUGGCUGCUUAUUCUCCCCUAGGAGGCCAAAGAAUCUCUAAAAUGAAUCCAAUACGACAAUCUGACAUUUUGGAAGAGAUUGGAAAGGCUAGAGGGAAGUCAGCGGCCCAGAUUUCACUGAGGUGGAUCUACGAGCAAGGUGCAAGCAUGGUUGCAAAGAGCUUGAAAAGGGAGAGGCUUAAGGAGAACCUUGGAAUCUUCGAUUGGGAAUUGAGUGACGAAGAUCGGUUUAAGAUUGGUCAGAUAGCACAGCGCAAGUUGGUCACAGUACAGAAUCUCCUGUGUCCUGAAGGUAUCUCCUGUGUGGAUAUCUCGGAUGUUGAUGUUCUUGAAAUAUAG